This is a messenger RNA of Durio zibethinus, 1368 nucleotides long. Its product is annotated as thylakoid lumen 15.0 kDa protein. The record is from RefSeq and is a predicted model, not a curated record. NCBI's taxonomy places the organism in Eukaryota, Viridiplantae, Streptophyta, Magnoliopsida, Malvales, Malvaceae.
UGAAGAUUACAGAAGCAAACAAAAAAGUGUAGACUCCCAUUGACAGUCGUUUCUUUUUUAUACGCCUGACACGUACUUGACCAAUUGGAGAAUCCCUUUGCCAAAAAUAAGGAAACUAGAAAGGUUGUUAAUCCUAUCCUGAAAGGAGUUUCCCUUGACUCAGUUGUAAGGACCCAGAAAACGAAAAAGGCCAUGGUGUUUCUGCAAUUUCCACCUCCAUCGUUCAGAGCCACCUCACUUCCUACUUUUACAGUGCCCAUCACAGCAUCUUCUCGUGUCUCUCUGCCAGCCUGUAUUACCUUAAACUCAACCAGUUUGAGAAACUGGGCCCUUGAUUUUAGACCCAAAUCCUUAAAUUGGGUCUUCUCUGGUGCUCUUGCUCUUAGUUUAUCUCUAACAGGGGUUGGGUUCGCGGAGGCGAAAGUUGGGGUUAACAAGCCAGAAUUACUUCCUAUAGAGUUCACUCCUGUGAUUGAUGUAGCAGGCUUCCUCUCUGACGGCCAGGAGAAAAGAAUUGCACAGGAGAUAAGUGAUAUUGAAAAGGAUACUGGCUUUAAGUUGAGAGUUCUAGCACAAAAUUACCCUGACACACCAGGGUUGGCAAUCAAAGACUUUUGGCAGGUGGAUGAUAGAACUAUUGUUUUUGUUGCUGAUCCAACCUUUGGAAAUAUAUUAAAUUUCAAUGUUGGGGCUUCUGUUGACUUAGACAUCCCAAGAAGCUUUUGGAGCCGUUUGGCAGGGAAAUAUGGAAAUAUGUUUUAUUGGAAAGAGAGGGGGGAAGAUGCAUCGAUUGAAGCUGCUGUCAUGGCAAUAUCCAAUUGCUUAAGAGAACCUGUGGGGCCAAAUAAUUGCUCCGAGGUAAAAUAACACUUCAUCGGGUACUAAAAGCAAGAUUUCUUCCAAUUAUUGUUUACUUAAAUAUCUUAUGUAAUUCUUUUUCAUCCCCUUUGAUGUAUAGAUCAUGUGCAAUUCUGACAAGAGUUGUAUAGGUAGGAAGGUACAUUAUGUACUAUUAGUAACCAAAUGGUAGAGGCAUAAGAUUUUACUUGUUCUCCAGAUGAUAAUCAAUACCUAUUGUUUCCACAGAAUCAUGUAAUGUUUGUGUUUGUGAAUUGAAGAAGAUAUUUAAUGUGGACAGCUAAACUUGAAACUUCUGUAUGUAGUUUAAGGUUUAUCAAUGUAACAGGUUAGUUGCAGUUAAAGAUUUGCUGCAACUAAGCUAGAAGAAAAGAAGAUGCUUAACAUUGCAGUUGAAUAAGCUAGCUUCAUAUGGUUUCAAGGACCAGCAUAUACCAUCUGAGUAUAAGAAAAAGGCUUUCCAGCACAGCAGGCCGUAAGAGGACAGUGCUUUCAGGCUGAAUAAGAAAG